This is a messenger RNA of Styela clava, 1239 nucleotides long. RefSeq lists its product as uncharacterized. The record is from RefSeq and is a predicted model, not a curated record. Lineage: Eukaryota; Metazoa; Chordata; Ascidiacea; Stolidobranchia; Styelidae.
UUUAAAAAAAUUCAGUCAAAAAAUACAAAAAAGAAAAAUAAUUUAAGAUUUCAAAAUGAAUUCUUUCAUUUUCCGUUCGAUGAUGAAUUUCUCAAAUGUUUUGACCGUGGGAAUCUUUCUCGCAUACAUUUUUAUCAGUUCUAAUUCUGCUUCCGCCGCGAGUAUAUCCACACCCUCGACAACUGAACAUGAUACGCUGAACAAAACAGAAUCAACCGAAGCGAUAACAACAGCCAUUCCAGUUACAAAACAAACUAGAUUUUCAAAGUUUGCAAUGAGCUGUGGAAAUUGGAAAAACGCCUGCAAGAUGAGCAAAAACAAAAACAAUUACCAAAUGACUUGCGCAAAAGCGGUGAAGAAAUUAAAAUUCUUGAAAGGUCCAAAAGAUUUUAAGACGAAAAUCAAUUUUUGUUACGGUUGCCGAAAGUAUGUUUGCAAGGGAGGUUCAAUUGUUGGAUGAAAAAUUGGAAAUCAUUUGUCGGAAUUGAACUACCAACCAACUAUUUGUGGCAGAAUAAAAACGCUCACCAAGAAGAGCUUAACGAUGCAGAAUGAAUGUUGACUGUAUUUAAAAAAAAAUGUAUGAUCGUGCAUGCUCUUGGAAUUGAUUUGUAGUUUUUAUUUCACCAAAUACUUUUUCGAUGCCUAAUUAUUUUUAUGUACAAAUAAGAUGCUUUUAAAAAUAUACAAAUAAUCAAUUAAUUUAUUCAUUCAUUUCACUGUAAUUCAUUAACAAAAUAUAGGUUUCAUAUAUCUUAAAUGAAGUGAAGUGUAAUCCAUGUUGUUUAUUUUAUUAAUUUACCACGCUGCAAAAAUUUGAAUUCAAAUAAAAAAUUUACUAACAGUCACGUUUACAUCAUUCCCAGAAUCAGAAAUUAGUUAAUAUUAAUUGGUAAGAAACUUUGCUUACUUUUCAAUAUAUUAGAAAAAUUAGAGUGUAUUAUGUCCUGAAUUUAAUUCUUUGUAAUUCAGUAAUUAGCCUUUAUAUUUAUUAAUUUAUAUUUAGUAUUCAGUAAUUUGGGCUUUAUCAGUAUAUAUUAUUACGUCACUAUCAACAAACCAUAAUACCCAGUCAUGCUUCCAAUUUGAAAGAGUAGAAGGUUGUCAUGCUAGUAACAAAAAUAAUUGAGAAUUAUUGGAAAGUGUAUUUAAGUAUGCAAAUUAUUAAAACAGACUGUAACUUGUGAUUUGUUGACGUUUGAGUUUACAAGAAUGUUUAAAAAUUAAUAUUAAAAUAGA